Messenger RNA from Aspergillus welwitschiae, 720 nucleotides. RefSeq names its product acetolactate decarboxylase. Gene Ontology annotation, molecular function: acetolactate decarboxylase activity. The record is from RefSeq and is a predicted model, not a curated record. The transcript has a single exon. Gene Ontology annotation, biological process: acetoin biosynthetic process. Lineage: Eukaryota; Fungi; Ascomycota; Eurotiomycetes; Eurotiales; Aspergillaceae. The coding region runs from base 1 to 720 and encodes 239 amino acids.
AUGGCAAACUGCAUAUACCAAUACUCCGUGCUGGGAGCGCUCAUGGACGGCAUCUGUCAAGAUGGAACCACGGCGCAAAACAUUCUCAAACAUGGUGACCAUGGCAUCGGCACCAUCCGCGGUCUCAACGGCGAACUAGUGAUCAUCGACGGGGUGGCAUAUCACUUCCCAGCGGACGGACCCCUACGCCCUGUCGAAGACGCGGAUAUAAUCCCAUACGCAAUGACUACCAAGUUCCAGCCCACGCUGACCAGCCAUGUUCCCUGCACCUCCAUGUCGUCUCUAUUCGACACGCUGUCACCUGUAUUUCCGGGUGAGCAGAACGUCUUCCUCUCGAUUCGACUCGUUGCCUCCUUCUCGCGGGUCGUCUUUCGCGUGAUUCCAGCCCAGUCAAACCCACGGGAAACCCUUUUAUCCCUGGCGAAAAGGCAGGAGAUCCGAGAAUGCAGACAUAUACAGGGCACGCUGUUCGGGUUUUGGUCACCCAAGUAUACCAGUGGGCUUAGCGUACCGGGAUUCCACCUGCAUUUGCUGUCCACGGAUCGUACUUUGGGCGGCCAUGUUAUGGAUUUUGAUGCAGAGGAUGGGCAGCUGGAUGCAGCAGUGGUGAGAAAUUAUCAGGUGGAGCUUCCUGAUUCGGAGGAAUUUCGCGAGGCACCCUUGAACUGCGUGAAGGAGCAAGAGCUGCACACUGCUGAGGGAGUCUCCACGUCUCAUUAA